Melozone crissalis (California towhee) is the source of this 3201-nucleotide messenger RNA. RefSeq names its product RAS protein activator like 3 (gene RASAL3). Gene Ontology annotation, biological process: regulation of GTPase activity. Lineage: Eukaryota; Metazoa; Chordata; Aves; Passeriformes; Passerellidae. The transcript is spliced from 19 exons. Bases 1 to 3201 code for a protein of 1066 amino acids. The record is from RefSeq and is a predicted model, not a curated record.
AUGGGGCGGCUGUCGAUGGACCCGGACGCCCCCUCGGUGCCGCUGUCGCCCCCCGCCCUAUUGAAAUCCUACAAGUGGCGCACGGCGACCCCCGGGCCGGGCGGGGACCCCCAAAAAUUCGGGGUUUUCCCCCAAAAACUCGGGGGGUCCCCGGGGAGCCGGCGCUGGGCGCGGCUGCAGGGCUGGCGGCGCUCCCACAGCCACCCCGACACUGUCGGCGACAGCAGCGGCGACAGAGGGGGCGACAGAGGGGGAGGUGACAAAGGAGGCGACAAAGGGGGAGGGGACAGAGGUGUCGCCAAGGCCAGCGCGCGGCGGUCGCUGUUCAGGAGGGCGAUUUCGGCGCCGUGCAAGGCGGGCAAAGCGCCGCCCUUGGGGACAUCCCCGGCGUCCUUGGGGACAUCACCACCACCGUUGGUGGCCCCGGUGCCACCCGACGCCACCCAGGUGUGGGACGUGUCCCAGUUCUCGCUGCUGGACGGGCACCUGGUGCCACUGCCCAGGGACAACGAGCAGGGUCCCUGGCGCAGCAGGACCCGCGCCGGCAGCGCCGCCUCCGAUGGCACCAACGCGGGCAGGAGGGACCCUGACCCGGACGAGAGGGGACCCCGGGCUGAGCCCCCCCCGAGCUCCCAGCUCAGCAACGUCAAGGGGCUGCUGUGGAAGAGGCUCCUCAGGGACAGGAGAAGCCGCGGUGCCACCAAGGGUGACCACGGGGUGGUGGCAGCGCCCGACGGUGACAGGGUCCCCAGCCGCAGCGGAUCCCGCGAGUCCCUGGUGCCACCGCCCGAGCUGGACCUCACGGGUGACAACGUCAUCGUCCGGCCCGUGCACGGCAGCCUGGUGGGAGAGAGGUUCUGCUUCCAGGUGAUCACCCCCGCCGGCAGCCGCUCCUUCGGCUGCUCCUCCCUGGCCGAGCGCGACCGCUGGAUCGAGGAGCUGCGGCGGACGGCGCAGCCCAACAAGGACAACUGCGAGCGCCUGGACCUCUCGCUGUCCCUGUCCCUCUUCGAGGGCCGCCACCUCCCCGCGCGGCGCCGCCUCCGCUGCCACCUCCAGCUGGACGGCGCCGUCUUCGCCCGCACCACGGCCAAGCCGCCCGGCAACGACGGCCAACUCUUCUGGGGCGAGCUCUUCCACUUGGCCGCGCUGCCGCCGGCGCGCGCCCUCACCGUCACCUUGUGCCACCAGCACCAGCACCACCACGACGACCCCGCCGGGUGGCACCCGGUGGCCUCCGUCACCAUCCCGCUGGCCGAGCUGGCGGCGUGGCAGCCCCUGGAGCGUUGGUACACCUUGAGCGGCGCCGGCGUCGCCGAUCCGGCGCCGGCGUUGCGGCUGCGCGGGCGUUACCGGCGGGUGAGGGUGCUGCCCAUCGUGCGCUACAAGGAGUUGGCCGAGUUCGUCACCUUCCACUACCGGGAGCUGUGCGGGCGGCUGGAGCCGGCCAUCGCCACGCGGCACAAGGAGGAGCUGGCCGGCGCCUUGGUGCGCGUGCUGCAGAGCACCGGCAAGGCCAAGUCCUUCCUGACCGACCUGGGCGUGGCCGAGCUCGACCGCCUGGACGACCGCGAGGCGCUGAUCUUCCGCGAGAACACCUUGGCCACCAAGGCCAUCGACGAGUACAUGAAGCUGGUGGGGGCCAAGUACCUGCAGGACACGCUGGGGGAGGUGGUGGCCCAGCUCUGCAGCUCCGAGCAGAGCUUCGAGGUGGACCCCAGCAAGAUCUCGGGGCCGGAGCUGUCGGAGCACCAGCAGCACCUGCGGCAGGUGUGCGAGGAGACCCUGAGGCGCAUCACCGACGGCUCCGAGUCCUUCCCGUCGGAGCUGGCCGAGGUCUUCUCGGCGUGGUGGGACGCGUGCGCGGCGCGCGGCAAGGAGGACAUCGGCCGGCGCCUGGUGUCGGCCUCGCUGUUCCUCAGGUUCCUCUGCCCGGCCAUCAUGUCCCCCAGCCUCUUCGGCCUGGUCCAGGAGUACCCCGGCGAGGCCACCGCCCGCAGCCUCACGCUGGUGGCCAAGGUCAUCCAGAACCUGGCCAACUUCACCACGUUUGGUGACAAGGAACCCUACAUGACCUUCAUGAACGGCUUCCUGGAGCACCACUGGGCCACCAUGACCGAGUUCCUUCACGCCGUGUCCACCCCCGAGGCCAGCGCCCACAUGGCCACCUACGACGGCGUGGUGGACCUGGCCCUGGAGCUGGCCACGCUCCACCUGCUGCUCUGCGACAUCUUCUCCAGCCUCGACCAGGCCACGCAGGAGGAGCUGGAGCCUCUGCCCACCAUCCUCAGGGCCAUCAGGGAGGGGACACCUGUCCCCGUGUCCGUCCAACUCAGCUCCACCACGGGGAGAAGUCCCUCGGACCCCCCCCGGCCGGGAUUUCUCCCCCCUCGGGACCUCCCCAAGCACAGCCCCCUCCUCAAGAGCCAAUCCCUGACCAGCGUCCGCCGCCUCCGCGCCCACGACGAGGGGACGACGACGGUGCCACCCCCGGUGCCACCCCCAGUGCCGCCCUUGGGGACACCCUCGGUGUCACCCCCGGGGACACCGGAACCGGUCCCGGCGCGGCGCCGCCGCCACGUCCAGCGCACCCAGAGCGUGCCAGCGCAGGGAAAGGGGGCACGGUGCCCGCCCGAGGGUGACAGCGCGGCCGAGGGGACAGUGACACCGCCCGGGGGUGGCACCGGGGCACCGGGCAGCGGGGAUGGCCCGCCCCGGGGGAAGCUCCGCUCGUCGGCGUCGCUGCCCCGCAAGCCCUCGGUGCCGUGGCAGCGCCUGGCCGAGGACGCGGCGGCGCCGGGGGAGCUCUACGGGCUCAGGCCGCUCGAGAAGCACGGGCGGCUGCUGGAGGCGCUGCGGGCCGAGCUGGCCGAGCUGCGGCAGCGCCUGGAGCGGGCGGAGGCGCGGGCGGCGCGGGCCGAGGAGCGGCACCGGGAGCGCCUGGAGCGGCUGCGGGGGCAGCUGGACGAGGGCAACGCCCGCGCCGCCAACCUGGCCGCCAGGCUGACGGCAGCCGAGGGCACCCGCAGGAAGGACCUGGAGAGGCUGAAAAGCAACGAGGAGAGAGGGAGGGAACUGGAGCGGCGCCUCUCGGGGCUGGAGCAGGAGCUGCGCAGGGCCCGGGGCCACCACGAUGUCCCCAAAGUGUCCCCAAGGGGCCACCAUGAGCCUGGUGAUGACAGCGACGCCACCAGCGUGUGA